GCGGGAUGGGGGUGGCUGUCUCCAUGUCUCCCUCAGGAAAAGCCUGGUGGAGCUGGGGGGGAAAGCAGGGUUUCCCCCUGGGUACCAGCUAUCCGCGUUAGCGGGGCCCCUGUCAGAGGCAGCAGGGCCAGGCGGGGGCAGUGAUGCCAUCGCUGCGGGGCUGCGAAGUCCCCCCCCCAGUCAGGGGUGCGGGUUUGCACUGAAAUUAACUUAACCCGAUGGAAGCGGGUCCCAUCGUGACGUCCAAGCAGCGAGAGGAGGUGGUGCACGGCGUGCCGACGGAGGUGGUGUGCACGGCCUUCUCCAACUCGGUCCUCGUGGUGGUCACUCAGUACGGCAAGAUGGGGACCAUCGUCUACGUGGACCCCAACACCAUCGGCGACAACGUGGGCAGGCCCUCGCUCACCACGAAGGUGCUGCUGGGCAAGGAUGAGCCCCUCGUUCAUGUUUGUGCCAAAAACCUGGUGGCAUUCGUGUCGCAGGAAGCUGGGAACAAACCUGUUCUCCUCGCCAUGGCUUUGAAGGACAAAACCAUGGAAGGAAUACAGGCUCUACGAGAAGUGAUCCGAAGUUGCCAAGUGUGGUGAAGUUGUGCCAUCUGGAUUCAAGGAAAUGAUCUUGAGCCCAUGACUCAUCACCACCUAUUUAAAAGGACUAGAAAUGAAAAUGAUGGAAUGUCUUUGUGGUGGUUUUGGACGUCCUGAGGAAUUUCAUGAAUUUUUCUCUACUGUGUAGAACAUUUGUGGGUUUUAUUACUGGGACAGGUUUGCAAGUCCAUAUAGACAGUGGUGAGACGAGAGCAAUUGUCUCAACAUAGAAGUGCUACUUUUAUCAUGGUGGGUGGAUCAUUUUUUUGGGAAAGGGCUCAGCUCUGCACAUGUGUCCUGAGCAGCAGCAGAUGCCAAGCUCUGUAGCUGUGCCAUACCGCAAAGGGGGAACACCCAGAACACCCAGUGCAGAGAGAAUAAAAGAAACAUUGUCAAAUCAAAUUUUACCUGUUUUCUUUUUUGCUCUGUGAGAAUCACUUCAAUUGAAAUACAAACCUUGGUAAAAAAUCAACAGUUGUAUAAUGGGAAA
Molecule: messenger RNA, 1077 nt
Organism: Passer montanus (Eurasian tree sparrow)
Lineage: Eukaryota; Metazoa; Chordata; Aves; Passeriformes; Passeridae
Gene: PSMG3
Product: proteasome assembly chaperone 3
Exons: 3
Coding region: 219-587 (122 amino acids)
Biological process (GO): proteasome assembly
Source: RefSeq, a predicted model, not a curated record